Messenger RNA from Pichia membranifaciens NRRL Y-2026, 2249 nucleotides. RefSeq lists its product as hypothetical. The transcript has a single exon. Gene Ontology annotation, biological process: regulation of DNA-templated transcription; chromatin remodeling. Gene Ontology annotation, molecular function: ATP-dependent H2AZ histone chaperone activity. NCBI's taxonomy places the organism in Eukaryota, Fungi, Ascomycota, Pichiomycetes, Pichiales, Pichiaceae. Gene Ontology annotation, cellular component: nucleus. The coding region runs from base 50 to 2176 and encodes 708 amino acids. The record is from RefSeq and is a predicted model, not a curated record.
GGCUUAUUCUUGAGGUUCAAAGGACGAAAUACAAACAGUAAUAUUGGACAUGAGUGAGAGUGAAAGCUCGGAAAGUGAGCCAGAGUUUGAGAGUAUCAUAGCAACAAGAGCACGUCGGUCCAAUGCAGGUUCACGACUUCGACAACUUUUGGAUUUAGAAGAGACAAACAAUGGGCCUGUUUCUAUCAAUGACGACGAUGAAAACGUGAACCUACUUUUUAUGGAAGACGAAGAUGACGGAGAAUUUCAGGAUUCCGAAGAUGAGGAGCAAAAGGAUGGCGAUGAAGACGAAGAUGAAGACGAAGAAGAAGAGGUUGAUGUCGAAGCAGAACUGAAUAAAACGCCAAGAGAGAAGAAAAAGACUACUAAUGAUUCCGGUAAUACAAGCGAAGAAGAGAAGGACUUGCCUAAUGUUGAUGCAGAUGAGAUGCUGUCAGACUCGGACAUCAGUGCCUCUGAUGAUGAUGAGUCUGAAGGAGAGAAAGAAUUACAAAAACAAGAACAGUUGAAUAGACGUCGAAAAAGAAAGGCAAGUUUGCCUGCUGUUCUUCAGAAAAAGAAACCUAAAGUCGCUUCCUCAAAAGAUUCUACCAAAGCAGCUUCCAAGCUUGCAACAAAAUCUCACAGAUCGAAUAUUUUCGAUUCUGUGCCAAUAGCACCUUAUGAAAGACGACAUUCUGCACGUAGAACGACAUUACAAAAUAGUAUGGCUACUCAUGAAAAAAUGGAAAAAGAAUAUGAAAAAAGGCAGACGCAAGCACCUGUUGUUAGCAAAGAGUACGUGGAAAAAACCUUGGAGGAACGACUCGAGGAAGCUAAAAUCACAGAGAAAGAGAACACUUUGUCCUUAACAAGGUUUUAUGAACAGGAGAUACAGAAGAAAAAGAAGCAAAGAGAUUUGGCCAAUUCCAGGAAGUUCAAAAUGAGAAACUUCAUACGAUUUUGGAGUACUGGUAUUUUUAUAACACCUUUGGAUGAAGUGCGACUGAUCGAGGAAGAAGAACGAAGGCUAAAGGAAGAAGAGGAAAAUAAAAAUAGAAGGAAGCUACAGUAUUUGAAACGAAAGCAGGCACGAUUGGCCAAAACCGGGAGCUCUUCGCCAAUCAAAACAAACACAAAGGAACAAUCAGAAAUUGAUUUAAUGGCCAACAAGAUCAAAGAUGACGAGGAUAAAAAGGUGACUUCCGCAAUUGAACUCAAGCAAGAAACAGAGGUUAAUCCAGUAAAAAAAGAAGAGAUUACGACAGCAGAAUCAGUAGAUGAGAAUACUCCAACUAAUGCAGUGCAAUUUAGCGAGGUUUCGAUUCCUUUGACUGAUGAACAAAAGAUUAGUAAUGAUGCCGAGAGCAAUCCAGUUGACACUACAGAGAAAAAAUUCAAAGAGGUAGAAUUAGAAACAACCGAUAUACCGCUAAAAGAAUUAUCCUUGGGGGGCUCUUUCGAUGAGAGCAUGAAGGAAACUAGCACUCUAGAAGGCGUUAAAAGAGAGGGAAAUGGCAAAACUGACAAUGAGGAUGAGAAUACCCAAGAGGAUAAUGUCAAUGAAAGUGAGGUGAUAUGCGAUACUCCAAAGCUCCAAUUUGAGGGUCCAGCACAGCAUGUCGCUCGUAACUAUGUAAUAUUUGAGGAGUUUGACCACGAUGUUACUUCGGAUGGGGUCAAAAGGUACUUAUUUGGACAGCAGGCUGCCAUCAAAGGUACGCAUCAUGAUCCUCAGUACGAAACCCUAUGCGUUAUCAAACAAGACGAAUCUUCCAACAUUGAUUUGCAUAAGAUUCAAGCUAUGCGGGAAGAGUCAUUCAAAUCCUUGAUUCAGCUUCCUAAAUUUGGCGAGAAGAUUACGGCUAUUGACGAUGGUAAUGGACAACUUGAGGAAGACGAAAAUGAAGUUGUUCAAAUUCAUACACCUGCCCCGGUGGGGAUCCAUUUGCCCAAUGGUCAAAAGAAAAUCUGUCCUACGAGUGGUUUACCUGCGAUGUAUUACGAUCCAACCAAUGGCGUGCCUUACGCUACAGUCGACGCAUUUCGUGUUUUGAAGAGCAUUGUAGAGGGUGACUAUGAAUGGCUCCAGUUAGAUCACGGUGGAAUAAAUUCACGUUUCAAAGGUGGAAUUGGCUGUUAUAUAAGUAAGAAGAACCAGCGUCAUGCAGCAGGUGUUCCUGAAGGUUUCUCUUGAGUUAGAUAGAUAUAUCACUUAGUUGUUAACAAUUUGUAUGUCUUUCGGUUUGUACUAUAAAUCUAUAAUUACG